Molecule: messenger RNA, 1712 nt
Organism: Colias croceus (clouded yellow)
Lineage: Eukaryota; Metazoa; Arthropoda; Insecta; Lepidoptera; Pieridae
Product: zinc finger protein OZF-like
Exons: 6
Coding region: 63-1694 (543 amino acids)
Biological process (GO): regulation of transcription by RNA polymerase II
Cellular component (GO): nucleus
Molecular function (GO): zinc ion binding; DNA-binding transcription activator activity, RNA polymerase II-specific; RNA polymerase II cis-regulatory region sequence-specific DNA binding
Source: RefSeq, a predicted model, not a curated record
AUAAACAUUGUUUAUUUCUAAUCCAAAGCAAAACAAAAGUUUUAAGCAAAUAAACCACGAAAAUGUCUGAAACGUGGAGUAUAACAGGGAUAUGUAGAUGUUGUCACACAAGAGGCACAUUUAGAAGUCUUGACGAGCCGUAUAACUAUAAUGGACGUGAAGAAGUAUUUAACUACAUGCUACAGAAUACGUUUAACAUAACUAUACAUCCAGUUGUAGACAGUGCAAAAAAGUUUUUCACAAUAUGUGAAGUGUGUAUACCAAGGCUAAGAGACGCGGAGAUGUUUAGACAAUUGGUUGUUUCCAGUGAGGAGAGGUUUAUGCAGUUUUAUGACGAAUAUUUAUUAAAAGAUGUAAAAAUGGAGAAAAUUGAAAUAACAGAAACACAAGUGGACGAUUCAGAUGGUGAUAAAUACCAACUUGAUGUCUUCACCGAUAUAGAUGAUGAGCCGUUAGUAUACUUGAAGAGUCAAGAAAAAAAACCUGAUGCAGACUGGAUCGCACCGCUUAAAGAUGAUAGCAACAAAAAAUCGGACAGCUCGAAAAAGUAUUCCUGUAAUAUAUGUCCAAAGAAAUUCACCUACCACGGUUCCCUAGAGAUGCACAUACAGACACACAAAAUAGAGAAAACCUAUACAUGUAUACUGUGCAAUCAAAUGCACAAACGGAAUAAAGAAUUAAUUAAACAUAUUAACGAGAAUCACAGUGAAAAUAACGUGUUUACAUGUAACUUGUGUGGCAUCAAUUUUGAUACAGCAAGACUGCUGAAAAAGCAUUUUUCAGUACAUACAGACAAAUUUAAAUGUAGUUUUUGUGAAAAAGAAUUUAGUAAGAAGAAAGGCUUGAAGGAACAUCUAAAAACGCAUACGGGAGAGAAGAAAUUCACAUGUAAUAUUUGUAAUAAGUCGUUUGGACAUAAUCAAACGUUAAAAUCGCAUAUUUUGACGCAUACAGGUGAACGUCCGUACAUUUGUGAUAUAUGCGGCCGUAGUUUCCCUCAACGCACACACCUAAAGCGUCACAUACACAUCACACACACAGGCGUCAAGCCGCAUUCAUGUACCAUUUGUAUGAAGAAAUUCUCCAGUAAAAGUUACUUGAGAAUACACGAACGACAACACACGGGGGAAAAACCGUAUUCUUGUGACGUGUGCGAAAAACAAUUCCGUGCGUACACUACGUUAAAAGUACACAUGCGUGUACAUACGGGAGUUAAACCGUAUCUGUGCUCGUUCUGUGACAGACAGUUUGCACAAAUGGCGAGUUUUAAACUACACGAGCGAACACACACAGGCGAAAAGCCGUAUUCUUGUGUGGUUUGUAAGAAAGCGUUCGCGGAUAGUGGAUAUUUGAAGAUACACAUGCGUAUACACACGGGAGAUAAACCGUUCGAGUGUUGUGUUUGUAAACGAGCGUUUAGGGAAACAGGACAAUUGAAACGGCACAUGCGUGUACACACGGGACAAAAAGCGUAUACUUGUAAAGUUUGUAAUAAACAAAUUGGGAACUUGUCGAAACAUAUGCGGGUACAUGCGGGUAUGGAGAAAAAUUGUGAUUUUUGUGACAAAAAAUUAAACGGUUUUAAAGUACAUUUGAGUGUACAUACGGGAAAGAAACCGUAUAGAUGUGGUGUAUGUGAAACGCAGUUUGCGCAAAGCGGCGGUCUGAAGAGGCAUAAGUGUAGUGAGAAGUGAAUAAAUUAUUUAUUUUAA